CAGAUGGAUCAAAAAACGGGCCGGCAAAAAAUGGAAGAGGCCGAGUACCUCCACGUGGGCCUCAAUAGAAUAUUCGAAAUUGCCAAGGAGAAGGUGGAAGUUGUCAGAAUUGGAAAUGGCUCAAAUGACAAGAAACAGCUAGCGAAUGACGUCAGAGAGGCACAGAAGGUGCUCAGAACUAUGCAAACUCGAAUUUCAGACCUAAAAGCCCUCGGCAAAGAUAUUCCAUCGCUAAACGACCAAAAAACCGUGAAAAUCCACGUGGAAAGCCACGAAAAACAAAUGAAUUUUCUGCAGAGAAAGUUGAAAGAGGGAUCCGAAGAAAUUCGAAAGGAUAUUGUCGAGGAAGAACGGAGAUCACUGCUGAUGAAGCGAGAUGGGACUAUGGCAACUGGAAAUAUUAAAAUUGCGGCUCCACAAGUGCGCGCAAAAGCCCUAACAGAUCUCAACGCAAAAAUGGCGGAGCUCGUGAGCGGCGGAGAGCAGACAAUGACGACGCUGGCACAUUCUUCGUCAGUUUUAGGGAAUACACAUUCCGAAUAUGACAAUCAAAAGGCACUUAUUGGGACGAGCAGCAAGCUUCUCUCCAAGUACGAACAACGCGAAAUCACCGAAAAAUUCCUUUUAUUUUUCUGCUUCUUAUUCUACUGUGCCGUUUGUCUGUAUAUACUGCAAAAACGGGUUUUCCCGUGGUUUAAGAUAUUUUGAAAAUGGGAAAAUUUUGGAAUUUUCGGGCUAAAUAUUUAUAAAAAUGCGAAAUUUGGCAUUUUUUCUGUGUUAAAAUCCUCACAUUUUUCUGGAUAAAAAUGCGAAAUUUUGACAGUUUUUGCACUAAAAAUCAAUUUUUUGGGUUUUUUUCACAAUUUUCUGUAUUUAAUGUGAUAAUAUUUAUUCAAUAUUUAAUUUUUUUUUCUGUUGGCUUUUCAAAUGAAAUUUCAAUUUUUUUU
This is a messenger RNA of Caenorhabditis elegans, 947 nucleotides long. It is a transcript of the gene sec-20, whose product is annotated as Sec20 C-terminal domain-containing protein. Lineage: Eukaryota; Metazoa; Nematoda; Chromadorea; Rhabditida; Rhabditidae. Gene Ontology annotation, molecular function: SNAP receptor activity. Gene Ontology annotation, cellular component: endoplasmic reticulum membrane. Bases 4 to 708 code for a protein of 234 amino acids. Gene Ontology annotation, biological process: membrane fusion; retrograde vesicle-mediated transport, Golgi to endoplasmic reticulum. The record is from RefSeq and is marked reviewed. The transcript has 6 exons.